Messenger RNA from Mauremys reevesii (Reeves's turtle), 3664 nucleotides. It is a transcript of the gene GCKR, whose product is annotated as glucokinase regulator. Bases 115 to 1989 code for a protein of 624 amino acids. Lineage: Eukaryota; Metazoa; Chordata; Testudines; Geoemydidae. Gene Ontology annotation, biological process: negative regulation of glucokinase activity; glucose homeostasis; carbohydrate derivative metabolic process. The record is from RefSeq and is a predicted model, not a curated record. Gene Ontology annotation, molecular function: enzyme binding; carbohydrate binding; enzyme inhibitor activity. Gene Ontology annotation, cellular component: mitochondrion; nucleoplasm; cytosol. The transcript is spliced from 20 exons.
UUUAGAAGGAAAAACCCAACCCUUGCUUGACAGGCUCUUAGAUGGUAUUGGAGACGGCAACCGCUGUCCGUCCUAGAACCAGAGCGCCAUCGCCGUCAGUUCUGGGCCCGGACCAUGCGUGGGACAAAGAAAUACAGGCAUGUUAUUGAGACGCCAGAUUCCGGCAAGUGGGAGCUGGCGGGAUACGAGGCAACUCUGCCCAUCAGUGAGAAGUCCAACCCCAUCACCAGGGAGCUGGAUAAGGCUGACCCUGUGCAGAUUGUCCAGCUUCUGAAGGAAUGUGACGCAGAGAUAUUCCAGGAGGAGGACGAAGCUCUGCUCAACUAUACGAGACUGUACAGUGAGUCAGUGCUGAAGACCAUGAUCGACAUUAUCAAUAAAGUGCAGGAAGUCCUGAAGGACCCAGACAACACCCUUAUCGUGCUGAGCGGCGGGGGCGCCUCGGGCAGGCUGGCCUUCCUCAUUGCUGUUUCCUUUAACAAGCUGCUGAAGGGUCUAGGUCAGCUGCCCUGUUACACAUACAUCAUUGCUGGGGGAGACAGAUCCCUAGUGAUGUCCCAGGAGGGACUGGAGGACUCCGCCCUGCUGGGGAUCGAGGAGCUGAGCAAGGUCUGUGAGGGGAAGAAAAAAGUAGUUUUCAUUGGAAUUUCAUGUGGUUUAUCUGCGCCUUUUGUGGCUGGACAGCUGGACUUUUGCAUGAAUAACCUGGACAUUUUCUUGCCAGUCCUGGUGGGAUUCAACCCCGUCAGCAUGGCCAGGAAUGAGAAGAUCGAGGGCUGGCACUCUACCUUCCGCCAGGUGGCUGAGCGGAUGCAGAAGCUGCAGGAGUCACACAAAGCCUUUAUCCUUAAUCCCGCUGUGGGGCCUGAAGGCAUCAGUGGCUCCUCACGGAUGAAGGGCGGAAGUGCCACCAAGAUCCUGCUAGAGACCCUGUUGCUUGCAGCACACAAGACAGUCUCCAAGGACGCUGACAUCUCAGAAAAAUGCCUCCUGGAAAUCCUGAGGACAUAUGAACGUGCUCACAAAGUCACCUAUGCCCAGAGCAAAAAGAUCGCUGCCUUGGUGAAGCAAGCAGGCACCAGCUUGCAGAAGAAGGCCUGUGUGUACAUAGUGGGUUGGCACACGCUGGGCAUCAUUGCCAUCAUGGACGGUGCUGAGUGCAUCCCAACGUUUGGGGCAGACUAUAAUGACGUGCGAGGCUUCUUGAUUGGGGAUCGCAGUGAGAUGUUCAACAAGGAGGCAGAUCUGAUAGCACAGGGCCCGCAGUUCGCCUUCUCUCAGGAGGACUUUGUGAAGACGAUUCUCCCAUCACUGACUGAGCUCGAUACUGUUCUCUUCCUCUUCACGCUGGAUGAUGACCUCGCAGAGGUGGAGAAGCUUGUGGUUCAGGUGAAGGAGAAGACAUCAAAUGUCCAAGCACUUUCUCAUGCCACUGUUGGGCAGUACCUUCCGGCCUCCCUCAAGAAGCUGUUUCCUUCCAUCAUGAGCAUCACGUGGCCCAUCCUGUUCCUGGAGUAUGAGGGGAAUUUUAUCCAGAAGUUCCAGAGGGAGCUCAGCACCAAGUGGAUCCUCAACACAGUCAGCACCGGGGCCCAUGUCCUCAAGGGCAAAAUUCUCCACAACUACAUGGUGGACCUGAGAAUUAGCAACUCCAAGCUCUUCUGGAGAGCGGUGUGCAUCCUGCAGCGGUUCACGGGGCACUCCCAGGCCAGGUGCCUGGAGGGCCUGCUGCAGACCAUAUAUGACCCUGAGGUGCUCUCAGAUGACAUUCGCAAUGCAGAGCUCUCCAAACAUAUUGCAAUAGCAACGGAGAAGAAAAAGGUUGUCCCCACAGCCCUUCUGUGCCUGCUGCGGAACUGCUCAGUGCAGGAGGCCCAACUGCGGCUUGACACCUCCCCGUCCAUCCGAGCAGCCAUUGAGUCCUCACUGAAUGCUCCGGGGCGCAAACGGGGUGCAGACAAAUCAGACUCCACAGGCAGGAGCACAUAGGAGGCAGCACCCAUCCACUAAGGGGACUAUGGGGGGAGGGAAGGGCCCAGCAUCAUUAACUUGUGUAUGGAUCCAGCAGUGCAUGCUGGCCAGGCAGCCACACUGUCUUCCAGCCAGGGAGAGCCGCCAACUCCCUGAACAAGAGCAGCAGCUGGGAUCUGGUGAACACAAGCAGCACCCACCUAGAUUGGGAGCCGAAUGCUGUGGGCUCUCCUGUUAGCUCCUGGUGGGAGGGGACAGAUUACCUGGAGGUGGGAAUCUUGUGUUGUCUAGGAGCCUGAAUUUCCAUGGCGGACCAUGUGCUCCCCAGGGGCCUGGAUUGCUCUGGGUGAGCUAAUCUCUGGUGGAUGGGGGAGUGGGGGGGUAUCAUCUUACCUUGGGGAAUCAGGGUGUGGGAUGCACUGUAAUCCUUUGAGCAGGUCAGCUGUUCUCUCUGCUCUCGGGAGGAGGAAGAGUCACUCUGUGAUGUGAGCUACUGGGGGAAGUUGUUCUGUAAUCCCCAGAACAUGGGGUGGGUUGUAGGUGUGUGGGGUCAGGUGAGGCUGGAUGUUGUCACCGUGUGUUUAAUCUUUUUUUAAAUAAACUGUUCUGUGUUUGCCCAGCUGUCUGUGCUGUCAGCUCAGCAGCUGUUUGGGGCUCAUGGGCGGCUCCCCAGCUUGUGCAAGACCAGAGCUGGCAGCAGAGGGGAUGUGUGCCCUGCCCACCUAUCCCAAACUGCACUGACUGCCAACAGCCCACAGGGCCCCGGCACAGCCCCACCCCACCAGCAGGGGCUGGAGUGGAAGGGGAGUCUCUGCAUUGUGGCAAUUAUUCACUGAGUGGCCGGAGUGCUAGGGCUGUCAAAACCCUUGCAUUUGUCCCUGUGUCCAGCAGCUUCCAUGCCCCCCACCAUGGCAAAGUCCUUUGCUGCAUUAUCUCUGCAGGUGGGAUGAUGGAUGUUGGAGCUGAAGGUUCGAGGUGAGGAACUUGCCUUGAACAGUCCUGUGUUCUAGAGCUAUGGGGGCACCGCCUGCCUUUGCUUUAGGCAUCACAUCACCAGGACACUGACAGCCAGGAACUCUGGUGGGCAUUGUCCUUGACUCUGUAAUCAGCUCCCUCCUAGUGCUAUCACAGCAUCCCUGCACCUCCAAACGUGGUUUGGCUGCAUUCUGAGAAAAACAAGGUUAUGGCACAAUUCUCACACCAGGCAGCAGAACUGAGCUUUCUGGCUGGGCUGGGCAGUCAGUCCAUUCCUGGGCGUGUAGCCAGCAUGGCAUGGAAUAACCAUUCCCCUUUCCCCAGGGCCUCUUUAGCAUUCGGCACCCUAGCAUUCUGGCUGCUCUGCACCACCUGAUCAGUAGAGACUGAGGGCCUAAGCUUCACCUCUGCAGUUCCCAACCCUGGGACCUGCAGGCUGCUCUAGCUUAGUCUGGAUGCUAACACUCCCUGGGGCAGAAACAGGCCAGAGUAGUACCAGGGAUUGUCAUGAGGGAGGGUUUGUUCUAACUGCUAAGUCAACUCCUGCCCCUCUGCUGAGCUGAUGGUCCUGUGGCUCCAUGGCCAGACUGCCAGCAGCACGGCACAGAGUAGCCACCUCGUAGCCAUGCCUGGCCCACAGAUGGCAAACCGCUCAGGCCCAGCAUGCACCUGCCAAGCCACAUACGUUACUGUUCAUCAUCAUCAUCGCUUUGGUGUG